CUUUUCCCGAGUUAAAAAAGUGAUAUAAAUGGAAUCAAUGUUUUCUGGGCAAGUCUCUCUCUCUCUCUCACAAAAAAGAGUAGAAUUUGGAUUUAUUACACUUUCAAACCUUCGAUCCAAGGAAACAUACUUCCUUCCUUUCAAUGAUUCUGCUGAUGAUCAUACCUCCUGAUCAAAAGAUUUGAAAAAACCUGCCCCUUGAUUGAUUGAUUCUUUAUAUGUUUGGUACCAUACCAACAAGAUGGCUAUCUCUUCAUCAAUAUCUCACACCGGUUCACGGAGUUUCACCGGAGCUUUGUCAUUAGCCUUUAAUGAGUGGCUACUAAUGCUCAUGCUCUUUAUCAACUCCAUCUUCUCCUACGUGAUCACAAGGUUUGCAGAUUCCUCUAAUCUCCAAUCUCCAUGUAUGAUGUGCGCUAGUCUUGAUCAUAUUCUCGGGAAGACGACAAAACAUUUGAAGAGAUCUCAUUGGGACAUGGUUUGCUCUAAACACAAAUCAGAAAUCUCUUCAUUGGUUUACUGUCACGCUCAUAGCAAACUUGUUGAUGUCCGAGGAAUGUGUGAAGCUUGUCUUUUCUCCUUUGCUACAACCAACAAGUCCAAUGCUGAGACUUAUAGAUUAUUGGUUGGGAAGUUGGGUGAAGAGUCUCCCUUUGAGGGAUCCAAGAGUGAUCCAAACACAAAUCCAAGUCCAAGAUACUGCACUUGUUGUAAUCAGCUGUGGAUGCCACAAACCGGUUCUAGUGAUCAGGAGGAGGUGGUGGUGGCUAAACCGGUGACGUUACCGAAGAUUCGUGUGGUUAGUAGUCUGAGAACCGAGAAACAAGCUAAUACACCAAAGAAAAGUGUUAGUUUCAAUCAUUUGCCUGAUGUUGGAUACACUGAGCUCAAGAUUCAUUCUGAUACUGAAUCAGAAGCUGUGUUUUCAGAAGAUGAAGCGUUUAAAGAAAAGGAUGAUCAUAAGUUUCAAAACGUGGAUUUGGAGACUCCUCGAGCUAUCAGCUUGCCUUAUGAUUUGGCUACCGAUAAGCUGCUAAAACCUGACAUCCCUUUGCAAGAGAUCGGUUUGAGAACUUAUGAUUCCUUUUUUCCUGAGCUUAUUCCUGGUAAUGACGUGGCUGAAACGUCAGAGAAGGUGUUGAAGGAGAAAGAGAUCAGUUCAUUGGAUAGUCUUUUCUUUACAUCAAGCACCAUGCAACAUUCUGAUUCUACAGCUAGUUUGAAGGAGAAAGAAGAUCUGAUUCAUUUUAAGGAAGUUCCUGGAGAUGCCUUAAUGGAAGAGACAGAGGUUAUUCCAGUUAAUGAUGUCCCUGAAACAUCAAAGAAGGUGUUAAAGGAAGAAGAGAUCGUUUCAUUAGAUAAUCUUUUCUUUUCACCACGCUCCAUGGAGCCUUUUGCAGCUGUUUCCAUGGAGACAGAGCUUAUUAGCCUCAGAGAUAUUAUUUCAACAUCAGCAACUCCUGAAGCUCUCUUAAUGGGAGAGGCUGUUUUACAGGGGAAGGGAGAUCUGGUUCACCUCCUAGAUAUUUCAUGUACACCAGAUUCUCUGGAAAGUCCUGCAGAUGCCUCAGUGGAGGAAGCUGAUCUUAUUUGCCUCAAAGAUGUCACUUCAACAUCAUCAUCAGAUGCUGCUGAAACUCCUGAAGAUGUCUUAAUGGGAGAGACUGUUUUAAAGGAGAAAGAAGAGCUGGUUUACCUCCAAGAUAGUGAAUAUUUUGAGGAAAACCCUGCAGAUGCCUUGAUGGAGAAGACUGAGACAGUUUGCCUCAAUGAUCUUACUUCAACAUCAUCAUCAGAUGCUUCUGAAACUCCUGAAGAUGUCUUAAAGGGAACUGAACUUAUGCCACUCCAUGAUUCAUCUCCAGAAGAGGUUCCUGAAUCGUCGUCCACUACAAAUGAAACCCCUGUUGAGACGUUGAAGGAGAGGGAUACAAACCAAGAUGAUACAGCCUCUGUGGAAUCGGAAUAUGUAGUUGUAUCACCUUCGAAAUCUGCACAGUCCAUGCCUGAAGAUUCAACAGAAGACUGUGUAUCAGAAGACAAGGAAACAAAAGAGACCUCUGUAUCUGAAAUGGCUGCACACACAGAAGCUGCUCCUGUGUCAGAAUCUGCAUCUUUCAACAACGAGGGUAGCAAGGAUAGUAAUGAUGGAGCACACAUAGAACAAUGGAUGAAGAAAGAUACUUCUAGAGUCAGUGAAGACCUUAAAACACUACUUACUCAUAUAUCAGCUUCUCGUGGGAUAGAGCUUCUGUCACCAAGAGGUAUAAGCCCUAAGAUAUCUAGCGAUCAGGAGACAAGGGACCUUGAUCUUGACAUGCAGUUGCUAAUCCAAAAGAGAAUGCUAGAAAGGAACGAGAGCAACUUAUCAUUAGAAGAAGUUUCCGUGAGUGAGAUAGAAGGAGAAAGCGAGAGUGAUCGGUUGAAAAGACAAGUUGAUUAUGACAGGAAGUUGCUGGCUGGUCUAUAUAAAGAGUUAGAGGAAGAAAGAAGCGCGUCAGCAGUUGCUACAAACCAAGCAAUGGCUAUGAUAACGAGGUUGCAAGAAGAGAAGUCGUUGUUUCAAAUGGAAGCUUUGCAGAAUCUUAGGAUGAUGGAAGAGCAAGCUGAGUAUGAUAUGGAAGCAAUACAGAAACUGAACGAUUUGCUUGCUGAGAAAGAAAAGCUUAUUCAAGAUUUAGAAGCCGAGAUUGAGUACUUCAGAGACCAGACCCCACAGAAGAAGCUAGAUGUUGCAGAAAACGUGACAGGUAUUGAUUCUUCUAGUGAGACAAUGAGCAGCAAGAUAAAGAACUGUUUAACUGGGUUCAACGAAGAGAGGCUAUACAUCACAAGUUGUUUGGAGGAUAUUGAAAACAGUGUUCAAACAGAUGUAAAUGGUGAUAACUUACCAACACAAGAAUCUGUUUCUGAGCUGAGUGAGAGAGUAGAGAAGCUGAAGGGAGACUUGUAUUUUCUAGAACAUGUUGUGAGUUCUCUAGGACAUGGGGAUGAAAGUGGGGAAGAAAGUGUAGAAUUUGUCAAGGAGAUAGCUUCUCAUUUGCAAACGUUGAGGAGUCUCAGCAUGAAAAGACGUAAUGAUGCAGAGAGUUAAUACUGCUGUCUACCUGUAAAACAAACAAACCUUCACAAAGAUAACUUUGUGGAGAAAAUGUUGCAGAGGAAUACCAAAAGAAGACAAGAGUGGUGGAAAAGCUCAAGGUAUCUGUACAGCAUCUCUCAAGAUGGCCUUUUCCUCUUUCUUAUACAAAACAAAUUUUCAGGAAUGAUUCGUAUUUUUGGGGGUUUGGGGUGUUCAUAACUUACUUGUGGGUUUGUUUUGCAUUUUUCUAUGAUUUUUCUUGUGCUGAAUUUCUGAUUUUACUAUUCUUUAAAUAGAUUGAUACUUUUGUUUAGCAUGUCAAAAAGUCAUGCAACUUUCUUAAGCUUGCUGUACGUUUGUCGCCUAUAGUAA
Messenger RNA from Eruca vesicaria subsp. sativa (arugula), 3454 nucleotides. NCBI's taxonomy places the organism in Eukaryota, Viridiplantae, Streptophyta, Magnoliopsida, Brassicales, Brassicaceae. The record is from the annotation of a GenBank genome assembly.